GACCGUGACAGACAGGGGGCGUGGCCGUGGUAGAGGACGUGCACAUAAACCGCAGGCUAAAUAGAUAAUAAAAUUACAUCUCCAUUUUGUCUUCUUCAUUUGGUGCACGGAGAAACUUCAGCUGCUUCUUCUGCUGCUGCUUCUUCUUCAUCUUGAAACUCGGGACGCUUUGCAACUUAGACUCACCAUAAAAGUGUGAGUGUGGGCGAUGAUGGUUGUUCGUCUCUGUGUGCCCUGCGAUCGAUUGGCAACCGAUUCAGGGUGUCCCCCACCGACUGCCCGAAGACAGCUGCGAUAGGCUCCAGGUUCGAUUCCGGCUCCGGCCUUCCUGUAUGGAGUUCGCAUGUUCUUCCGGUCCCGACGUGGGUUUUCUUCGGGUACUCCACUUUCCUCCCACAUUCCAAAAACGUGCAUGGCAGGUUAAUGGAACAUUCUAAAUUGUCCCUCGGUGUGAGUGUGAGCACCGAUGGUUGUUCCUCUAUGUGUGUCCUGCGUUUGGCUGACAACCAGUUCAGGGUGUACCCCGCCCACUGCCCGAAGACAGCUGGGGUAGGCUGCAGCCUGCGGAGCGACUCUUGUGAGAAUAAGCGGAUGAGAAAAUAGAUGGGUGGAUGGAUAAUCACGACCCACUACUGACUAGCUGAGUAGCAUGGCGAACACGAGUUGGUUUCAGCUCCGAUGUUACUUCACAAAGCAAAAGUCGCGUCUUCGCUAGAGACGUGGCGGAAUUUGAGCCUCGGCCAUGCAGCCGCAGGAGCGUCUUCUCAAAGUGCUGGUCAUCGGCGACCUGGGGGUGGGCAAGACCUCCAUCAUCAAGCGCUACGUGAACCAAGUGUUCUCCCAGCAUUACCGGGCCACCAUUGGCGUGGAUUUUGCUCUCAAAGUGCUCCAGUGGGACCAUGCCACGGUGGUGCGUCUGCAGCUGUGGGACAUUGCCGGACAGGAGAGAUAUGGCAACAUGACCCGUGUUUACUACAAAGAAGCUGUCGGUGCUCUGGUUGUCUUCGACAUGACCCGAAUCUCUACCUUCCAGGCUGUCCUCAAGUGGAAAGGAGACCUGGACUCCAAGGUUGCCCUAAGCAACGGGAGGCCGGUUCCGGCUGUCCUCUUGGCCAACAAAUGUGACCAGCGGUGCCUCGGUUUGUGCCCCAAACUCCCCAAACUGGAGAAUUUCUCCCGGGAUUACGGCUUUGUGGGCUGGUUUGAAACCUCAGCCAAGGACAACACGAACAUCGGCGCGGCCAUCUUGUGCCUGGUGAAGAACAUCAUGGCGGUCGAGGAGGAGCGCACGUCCAGGAGCGAGGCCGACGGCACCGUCUUGGUGCUGCCGCACUUGGACGACGGCGCCGGUGACAGGCCGCUAUCGAAAUGCUCCGGAUGCUCUGGACUCAAGUCCCGUGACAAACAUAGAGACUAAAUUUCAAGCAAAAGACUGACGCUACCUUCCAACAGACCAUAGCCGCUAGAUGGCGCCAAUAAACUUCACAACAUCAAUUCACAAUACUUUCCUUGCAGUGGAAGGACAACAUCAGUAGGGGGUGUUAGUGCGCCAUGAUGUUGCUUUGCUUACCGCCAAAAGAGGAACAAGGUAGGACGAUACAUUGAGUAUGGUCGUGUUUUUGGGGCUCUCAUAUCCUGCGUUUGCAACUAAAGUGAAGAGCAAAUGUUAUUACUGUGUGUUUUAUGGAACACAACAAUACAGUUAAGUCUAAUGUCUCUUAUGAAAAAAUAUAGAAAGAAAUGA
Molecule: messenger RNA, 1744 nt
Organism: Hippocampus zosterae (dwarf seahorse)
Lineage: Eukaryota; Metazoa; Chordata; Actinopteri; Syngnathiformes; Syngnathidae
Exons: 6
Coding region: 743-1417 (224 amino acids)
Biological process (GO): vesicle-mediated transport
Cellular component (GO): Golgi apparatus; trans-Golgi network; vesicle
Molecular function (GO): GTPase activity; GTP binding
Source: RefSeq, a predicted model, not a curated record